AUGGAUAUGGAAAACGGCGGUUGCAUUGCAGCUCGAACUGGCCUGGCACUACAGAAUCAGAAUGGCACAACACAGCUUACAGAGUUUGUUUUAAUUGGCUUCCAAGUUCCCCAGUCAGUGGGGAACCUCCUCUUUGUGGUGUUUCUUGCAGUUUUCCUAUUAACACUAGCCGGGAACGUCACCAUCAUCACACUGGUAUGCCUUGCUCAACAACUCCAAACUUCCAUUUACUUCUUUCUCUGCAAUCUCUCCCUCCUGGAGAUCCUCUUUGUCUUGACAAUCGCCCCAAAGAUGUUGGUGAAUCUGGUUGCCUCGAACAAAACCAUCUCUUUCCUUGGCUGCGCCGCCCAAUGUUAUUUCUACUUCUUCCUUGGCACUACUGAGUUCAUCCUCAUCGCUGUGAUGUCAUUCGACCGUUACAUUGCCAUCUGCCACCCACUUUGCUAUGCCAUCAUAGUGAAUGGUCAUGUCUGCACCAUGUUGAUCCUAGGUUGCUGGAUAGGGGGUUUUCUUUCUACCAUUGGCCCCAUCGUCCUGUUCUUUCAGUUGACUUUCUGUGGCUCUAAUGUCAUCGAACAUUUCUUCUGUGACUAUGCCCCAAUGAUAAAGCUGUCUUGCAACGACAUACAGUUCAUCCUCGCCCUGGUGUCUAUCCUCUCUUCAGUAGUGUUGCUCAGUUCAUUGGCUGUGACUGUUAUCUCUUAUUUCUGCAUUAUCACCACAAUCGUGCGUAUGAACUCCAGCAAAGGCCGAUUGAAGACAUUUUCCACCUGCGCAUCCCAUCUUACUGUGGCUUCCAUCUUCUAUGGCAGUGCCAUCUUCAUGUAUUCUUUGCCCAGUCAGGGACGCUCUCUGACUGUUCAGAAGGCUGUAGCUGUACUCACAGCUGUGGUGACCCCUUUGCUCAACCCUUUUAUAUACACUCUGAGAAAUGAGAAGGUGAAGGAGGCCUUGAGAGACUGUCUGAAGAGGCAAACGCUGAAUCUGUGA
Heteronotia binoei (common prickly gecko) is the source of this 990-nucleotide messenger RNA. Its product is annotated as olfactory receptor 6M1-like. Gene Ontology annotation, molecular function: G protein-coupled receptor activity; olfactory receptor activity. Gene Ontology annotation, biological process: G protein-coupled receptor signaling pathway. Lineage: Eukaryota; Metazoa; Chordata; Lepidosauria; Squamata; Gekkonidae. The coding region runs from base 1 to 990 and encodes 329 amino acids. The transcript is spliced from 3 exons. The record is from RefSeq and is a predicted model, not a curated record. Gene Ontology annotation, cellular component: membrane.